This is a messenger RNA of Chelmon rostratus (copperband butterflyfish), 3965 nucleotides long. RefSeq names its product U2 small nuclear RNA auxiliary factor 2a (gene u2af2a). The record is from RefSeq and is a predicted model, not a curated record. Gene Ontology annotation, cellular component: commitment complex; U2-type prespliceosome; nuclear speck. The transcript has 12 exons. The coding region runs from base 558 to 1988 and encodes 476 amino acids. Gene Ontology annotation, molecular function: pre-mRNA 3'-splice site binding; poly-pyrimidine tract binding. Gene Ontology annotation, biological process: mRNA processing. Lineage: Eukaryota; Metazoa; Chordata; Actinopteri; Chaetodontiformes; Chaetodontidae.
GUGUCACGGGGUACCUGGGAGAAGGAGCAAAAAAGCGGGCAUACCGAAAUCUUUAUUGUUUUCGCUUGGCUUAAACCAUUUGAAAGAAUAUACAUUUGACUUAUGAAGUCAAACAGCUGCGCCUUAUAGGCCAGUAACCGUCUGGGAUUUGCAUUUGGCUUUGAAAAGAGUCUCAUUCAUUCGGCUUUCGUACUAGCUAGCUAACUAGCUAACGAGCUUCCACACCAGUGUCUGGAGCAGCAGGCCCAUUCUUCUGGACUUUGCUACAAGCUAGUUAGCUAACAUUAGCUGGCUAACCCAUGCGAACACGUUUUCUUUCUCAAUGAUUUUGCCUGUUACGUUGUAAAUGAAUACCACACGGCUAAUGUGUGUGCAGGUUAACGAUAUUUUGUAGUCGUGUUGUUGCGUAGGCUGCUAGUUGAAGCAAACUUAUUUGAGCUACAUCAUCGAGGCACUUGUUUAAUAAAAGUGUUGUGCACUUUGUUGCUAGCUUAAGCUAGCCACCGCCGACUGAACAACGCAGUCACUGAACGCGUAGUAGCCUUCAACUGGCAGAGAUGUCGGACUUCGACGAAUUUGAAAGACAGCUAUCCGAAAAUAAACAAGCUGAAAGGGACAAAGAGAACCGCCACCACCGCCGGUCCUCCUCCCGCAGCCGUAGCAGAGAAAGGAAAAGGAGAAGCAGAGACAGGGAUAGACGCAGCAGGGAUCGCCGUGGGGACAGUAAGGAGCGCAGACACAGACGCAGCUCACCAUCCAGCUACCCCCAGGACAAUGCUGGAAGCCGUUCUCCACACCGUGAGAAGAAGAAGAAGGUGAAGAAGUACUGGGAUGUCCCUCCACCUGGUUUCGAACACAUCACUCCCAUGCAGUACAAAGCCAUGCAAGCUGCGGGCCAGAUCCCAGCCACAGCCCUCCUGCCAACCAUGACUCCAGACGGCCUGGCUGUUACUCCCACACCUGUACCUGUAGUGGGCAGCCAGAUGACCCGGCAGGCCCGCCGGCUCUAUGUGGGCAACAUCCCAUUUGGAAUCACAGAGGAAUCCAUGAUGGACUUCUUCAAUGCCCAGAUGCGUUUGGGUGGUCUUACUCAGGCCCCUGGAAACCCUGUUCUUGCAGUACAGAUCAACCAGGAUAAGAAUUUUGCCUUCCUUGAGUUCCGUUCAGUGGAUGAAACAACACAGGCUAUGGCCUUUGAUGGCAUAAUCUUUCAAGGCCAGAGUCUCAAGAUUCGUCGUCCCCACGAUUAUCAGCCCCUGCCUGGCAUGAGCGAAAACCCCAGUGUCUAUGUGCCUGGUACACAGACAAUUAAUGGUGUGGUGUCCACAGUGGUUCCUGAUUCUGCUCACAAGCUUUUCAUUGGCGGCUUGCCCAACUACCUGAAUGAUGACCAGGUGAAGGAGCUACUGACGUCAUUUGGUCCACUGAAGGCCUUCAACUUGGUGAAGGACAGUGCCACAGGCUUAUCUAAAGGAUAUGCCUUUUGUGAAUAUGUUGAUGUCAACCUUAAUGACCAGGCUAUUGCUGGGCUGAACGGCAUGCAGCUGGGAGACAAGAAGCUCCUGGUGCAGAGAGCCAGUGUGGGAUCCAAGAACGCCACUCUGACAAGUAUAAACCAGACCCCAGUGACUCUGCAGGUGCCAGGCCUGAACAGCUCAGUGACUCAGAUGGGUGGUCUGCCCACUGAGGUGCUGUGUCUGAUGAACAUGGUGGCCCCAGAGGAGCUGCUGGAUGAUGAAGAGUAUGAGGAGAUUGUGGAGGACGUCAGGGACGAGUGCAGCAAGUACGGCCAAGUUAAGAGCAUUGAGAUACCUCGACCCGUGGACGGCCUGGAGGUGCCUGGGACCGGCAAGAUCUUUGUGGAGUUCAUGUCCGUUUUUGACUCCCAGAAGGCCAUGCAGGGGCUGACAGGAAGAAAGUUUGCCAACAGGGUGGUGGUGACCAAAUACUGCGAUCCAGACGCUUAUCACCGCCGGGACUUCUGGUAGAGGUGGCAUGAAGAGAUAAGGGGAUGGGGGAUGAGGGAAGGAGGGAGGGAUCGUGUGCUGCCCAAUUCCAAAUCAGCCCCCCCCUCCCCAAUUGAUUUGCAACAUUUCAAGUAGAUCUUAGAGUAUUAAUUUGGCAAAUGGUUGUGGUGAUAUCCAAUGUGCCAUUUGAGAUCUACGUGAAAUGUCCAGCAGUUAAAACAUAUGUUUGGAAUUGGAAGAGGAGAAGAAGGGGGGGGGGGUUUAUAUUCAGUCCAUAACUUAGGGGGCUAGGUUUGGGUGUUGAGGGUGUAGCUGGGUGGGUGGGGGAGUCAAAGAUUUUUGAGAAAUGUGUGUAAUAAUAGGUCCAGGGUGGGGUCAACAAUUUUUAUACUUUGUGAGACAGGGAUGUCAUUUAGGGUGGGAGGGGGGUGCCACACUUUAAGGUUUGUAUUUAAAUGGAGGUAGCCUGUUUUAAGUACAUGAAGAAGGAAUUGCAGCAGGGAACUAACUGGACUAUUCUGAGAGAAGAGGGGUCGAGAAAACAGGAGUGUUCAUUUGUGAAAGGGAGAUGUGGGGGGAGAUGGAGAGCAAGAUGAGGGCAUUUUUGUUUGACCAUCUAAUGUAGAUAUACAGUAGCUGUAACAUCCACUUCCAUUUUGCCCCAGUCAUUAGAAAGGCGAGAGGAGAGUCCUCAUUUUUGUUUGUUUUUUUUUCUGUUUGGACUCGAUCAUUUCUUCACGUUUCUUCAUUUUCAUCAGACUACUGCCCCCCUCAGGACGAGUGUCAGAGAAUCUGUUGUCUGAUUGGACUCUAUCUGAAUGUUAACUGUAAUUGUUACAAUACUGUGUGUAGCUUCACUGAUUUGAGCUGUAAUAUCACCUUGUAUUCAGAGCGCAGAAUAACACCAACUGCAGAAAAGAACAUUUCUUCUUUCUUUUUAUAUUUUCUCUAAUCUUUUUUUCACAUCCAUCUUUUGUGCACAGCUUUUAACAGGUGAGAUUGUUUUUGUCUCAGCAGUUCAGAUCUGGGUUAAUUCAUAAGGAAGAUGGGGAGAACAGAUUGGUAUUUAAUCCUGGAUUCAUCUCUUCCUUACCAAAAAGCCUUAAUGUUAUUACAUGUCAAUUCGCAAAGGAAAGAAAUUCGGCUUGCCCCUCUAUCAAUGAUGUCUGUAUGUUUGUGGAUGUCACUAUCGUGUAUUUCAGCCUUGCAUCAUCAGUUUUAGUUUCCCUCGUUUCUCAUCAGAUUUGGGAUAUAAGAUGAGAUGUGUUGCACCCGGUUGUUGUUGUUUUUUUUCUUCAACAUCUCACCUCUUUGACAAGACCAAAUAAACACAUGACUAAUACGCACGACUCCUGUUGUACUGCAGAGUGAAACCAAAACCCCACAACUUGUCUCUGUUCUGUCAACUUCCAGCCUCAUUUGCUCGAAAAAGAAUGGAUAAAUUUGUCAGCGAUGGCUUGUCCACACAAAAGAAUAAAAUUAAACCUAAUACUGCAAUAGCUCAUUGAAGAAAUUAAAGCCUGCAGGCAAAGAUUAACUAUCAUGCACCUAAUUAAAUUUCAACAAAUGAAUUAAAUCAUUUCACAUUUUAGUAGUGAAGCUCUCAUGAUUUUAUUUUCUUUAGCUGUUGGGGGAUUUUCACAAAAUCCAAGAGGUAGUUGAUGGGAUGUUAGAAACUCUAUGUACUUAAACAAAAUCUACUUUUCCCUUAUCUCCCUUGUCUUCUGCCCUUGAUUCUCUGAGGACCACAUGUUCACACUGUACGGGCUUGAGACUGCUUUCAUUUGAUACCCUGGGUUGCUUAAGACAGCGCUGAAGAGAGAUUGUGUCAGUGAUAACACUUAUGAGAUGUUAGUCCUUUCUUUCUGAAACCUGCUUUCUCAGUGUCACUGUGUCAUUUAAUUUCUUUUCUUUUCCUCUCUCUCUGGAAAAAAUGUGAUUUCUUAAAUGAUUUAAAACCUAAAAACCACAUCUAGUUUAUAAAAAGCAAAAACAGUC